AUGGGUCUGAACUUGGAGGAAAUCUAUGGCCAAACUAUAGUCGAGGAGCAGAGCCCGAACGAAUAUUCGGAGUAUCAGCCAAAGAAAGGUUAUGGCUGGGCUAACACUCUGCCCGAGCGGCAAGGUCUCUAUGACCCGGAAUACGAAAAGGAUGCUUGCGGUGUAGGCUUUGCUGCCAAUAUUAAAGGCAAGGCUAGUCACAAGAUUGUCAGCGAUGCCCGGAAUCUGCUUUGUAACAUGACGCACCGAGGUGCAGUCGGUUCUGAUGCACGAGACGGCGAUGGUGCUGGUGUAAUGACCAGCAUUCCCCAUAAGUUCUUCAUCAAAAACUUUGCGCGCGAAGUUGGAGUGGACCUCCCUCCCCUUGGGCAGUAUGCUGCGGGUAACCUCUUCUUCAAGCCUGACGAGGAGGCUUUGAAAGAGUCCAUCAAACAAUUCGAGGAGAUCGCCACAACACUAGGAUUGCGCGUACUAGGGUGGCGCGAGGUUCCUCGCGAUUCUACCAUUUUGGGCCCUGCAGCCCUGUCUCGGGAGCCUACAAUUCUCCAGCCGUUCGUGGUGCUCAAGUCCGCUUACGGGGAGGGAAACAAGCCCGAGAUUACUGAUCCGGAGCAGUUUGACAUGAAGACGUUCGAACUUCAGCUGUACGUUUUAAGAAAGCGUGCUACGCACAUCAUUGGCCUUGCCAACUGGUUCUACCUGUGCUCUCUCAGCAAUCGGAAUAUUGUGUACAAGGGCCAGCUCGCUCCUAUACAGGUGUACCAGUACUACCACGAUUUGGUAAACGUCGACUAUGAAGGUCACUUUGCUCUCGUCCACUCCCGUUUCUCCACCAACACAUUUCCCUCCUGGGACCGUGCACAGCCUCUGCGAUGGGCGGCUCACAACGGUGAGAUCAACACCCUCCGAGGUAACAAGAACUGGAUGCGUGCUCGUGAAGGUCUGCUCAAGUCUGAAAUCUUUGGCGACGAGCUCGAGUCUCUGCUUCCUAUUGUCGAAGACGGCGGUUCCGACUCGGCUGCCUUUGAUAACGUUUUGGAAUUGCUGAUGAUCAACGGUGUCCUUUCUCUCCCGGAAGCUGUCAUGAUCAUGAUUCCUGAGGCGUGGCAGGACAACCCAGCCAUGGACCCGGCCAAGGCUUCUUUCUACGAGUGGGCUGCUUGCCAGAUGGAGCCUUGGGACGGCCCGGCUCUCUUCACCUUCUCCGAUGGACGUUACUGCGGUGCCAACUUGGACCGCAACGGCCUGCGUCCUUGCCGUUUCUAUGUGACCGAUGAUGACCGUAUCAUUUGCGCGUCCGAAGUCGGCGCCGUCGAUAUUGACCAGGAGCGAGUAAUCCAGAAGGGUCGUCUUCAGCCCGGUAAAAUGCUUCUGGUUGACACAGUCGCCGGCCGUAUCAUUGAUGACUCUGAGUUGAAGUACACCGUUGCCCACCGAGCGGACUUUAGCGGCUGGUUAAACAAGGAGCUUGUCAAGCUUCCCGCUGUCACCGAAAAGCUGAUUGAGCAGAAUGUGGACGUCCGCUAUGAACUGGACAACACCACUGUUCAAAACGACCCUCGGCUCAAGGCCUUCGGAUACUCCUUUGAGCAAGUCAGUCUUCUUCUCGGCCCCAUGGGAGCUGAUUCUAAGGAGGCUCUUGGUUCCAUGGGUAAUGACGCUCCUCUCGCGUGCAUCGCCAAGCAACCUCGACUUCUGUACGAGUACUUCCGUCAGCUUUUCGCUCAGGUCACCAACCCCCCAAUUGACCCUAUCCGUGAAGCCGUCGUCAUGUCUCUGGAGUGCUACGUUGGUCCUCAGGGCAACCUGCUGGAAAUGGACCAAUCGCAGUGCCGCCGCAUGCUUCUUCCUUCUCCUAUCCUGAGCAUCCCCGAGUUUAACGCCCUCAAGAACGUCCACACUGUCCACAAGGACUGGACCGUUAGACUCAUUGAUAUCACCUUCGAGAAGAAGAAGGGUGUCCCAGGAUAUAUUGAGGCUCUUGACCGGAUUUGCGACGACGCUACUGAGGCUAUCCAAAACGGAGACAAGGUUCUCAUCCUCUCCGAUCGUGCCACAUCUGCCGACAGGGUCCCAGUGUCUGCUCUCCUGGCCACUGGCCUUGUUCACCACCACUUGGUCCGCAACAAGUGGCGAUCUCUUGCUGCGUUGAUCGUCGAGACUGCAGAGGCCCGUGAGGUUCACCACAUGUGUGUUCUCGUCGGUUAUGGUGCAGAUGGUAUCAACCCUUACCUCGCCAUGGAGUGUAUCAUGAAGAUGAACAGAGAGAAAUUGAUCCGCAAGGAACUUUCCGAUGAGAAGGUCAUUGAGAACUACAAGGCUUCGUGCGAUGGCGGUAUUCUUAAGGUCAUGAGCAAAAUGGGUAUCUCUACUCUGGCAUCCUACAAGGGUGCUCAGAUCUUCGAAGCGCUUGGUAUCGAUGACAGCGUCAUCGACCGCUGCUUUGCUGGCACUGCAAGCCGUAUCCGCGGUAUGACUUUUGAGCUGAUCGCGCAGGACGCCUUUGCCAUUCACGAGCGCGGUUACCCCUCUCGCUCCAUCGUUGAUAUUCCUGGUCUUACCGAGACCGGUGAGUACCACUGGCGUGACGGUGGCGAGGAUCAUAUCAACGACCCUGUCAGCAUCGCCAAUGUCCAGGAUGCUGUGCGCACGAAGAACGACAAGUCCUACGAGGCGUACGCCAAGGCCGCGCAUGAGCAGAUCAAGAACUGCACUCUCCGUGGGAUGCUCGAGUUCGACUUUGACCAGCGGACGCCUAUCCCCAUUGAUCAGGUUGAACCAUGGACGGAAAUUGUUCGCCGUUUCGUGACUGGUGCCAUGUCGUACGGAUCCAUUUCCAUGGAAUCACACUCUACUCUUGCUGUUGCCAUGAACCGCCUGGGUGGAAAGUCCAACACAGGUGAAGGUGGUGAAGACCCAGAGCGCAGCAAGCGCAUGGAGAACGGAGACACAAUGCGCUCUGCCAUCAAGCAGAUUGCUUCUGGCCGCUUUGGUGUCACAUCUCACUACCUUGCCGAUGCAGAUGAGCUGCAGAUCAAGAUGGCCCAGGGUGCUAAGCCUGGAGAGGGUGGUGAACUACCUGGUCACAAGGUUGUCGGUCCUAUCGCCCACACUCGUUACUCCACCCCCGGUGUCGGUCUUAUCUCGCCUCCCCCUCACCACGACAUUUACUCCAUUGAGGACCUGAAGCAGCUCAUCUACGACCUCAAGUGCUCCAAUCCCCGUGCUCGUGUUUCCGUCAAGCUUGUGUCCGAAGUUGGUGUUGGUAUCGUCGCCUCUGGUGUGGCCAAGGCCAAGGCUGAUCACAUCUUGAUAUCCGGUCAUGACGGUGGUACUGGUGCUUCUCGCUGGACUGGUAUCAAGUAUGCCGGUCUUCCUUGGGAACUGGGUCUCGCCGAGACUCACCAGACUCUUGUUCUCAAUGACCUCCGUGGCCGUGUCAUUGUUCAGACUGAUGGUCAGAUCCGCACUGGUCGUGAUGUCGCAGUUGCCUGUCUUCUCGGUGCUGAAGAAUUUGGCUUUGCCACGACUCCUUUGAUCGCGAUGGGGUGCAUAAUGAUGCGAAAAUGCCAUUUGAACACGUGCCCUGUUGGUAUUGCCACCCAGGAUCCUGAACUCCGCAAGAAGUUCGAGGGUCAGCCUGAACACGUGAUCAACUUCUUCUACUACAUCGCCAACGAGCUGCGUUCCAUCAUGGCCAAGCUGGGAGUUCGUACCAUCAACGAGAUGAUUGGCCGUGCUGAGCUUCUCAAGGUCCGCGAUGACCUCACCAAUCCCAAGCAGGAGAACAUUGAUCUUUCACUCAUUCUCACUCCUGCUCACUCACUUCGCCCUGGUGUAGCAACGUAUAAUGUACGCAGGCAGGAUCACCGCCUGCACACUCGUCUUGACAACAAGCUUAUUGCCGAGUCCGAGCUUGCUCUGGAGAAGGGUCUGCCUUGCCGUGUUGAGUGCGAUGUUGUCAACACUGAUCGUGCUCUGGGUGCCACUCUUUCUUAUCAGGUCAGCCGUCGUUACGGAGGGGAAGGUCUUCCUCAGGACACCAUUCAUUCCAAUAUCAAGGGCUCGGCUGGCCAGUCCUUUGGUGCCUAUCUUGCUCCUGGUAUUACCCUGGAGCUUGAGGGUGAUGCCAACGACUAUGUCGGCAAGGGUCUGUCCGGUGGCCGCCUCAUCAUCUAUCCCCCGCGCGGUGCGGCUUACAAGGCGGAGGAGAAUGUUAUUGUCGGUAACACCUGUCUGUACGGUGCCACUCGUGGUACUUGCUACUUCCGUGGUGUUGCUGCUGAACGUUUCGCUGUUCGCAACUCUGGAGCUACGGCAGUUGUUGAAGGUGUUGGUGACCAUGCUUGCGAAUACAUGACCGGAGGCCGCGUGGUUGUCCUUGGUUCGACAGGUCGUAACUUUGCUGCCGGAAUGUCCGGUGGUAUUGCUUACAUCCUCGACAUGAACCAGGAUUUCCUGUCUAAGGUCAACAUGGAGAUGGUGGAAUGCUCCAGCCUCGAAGAUCCUUCUGAAAUCGCCUUCCUCCGCGGCUUGAUUGAGGAUCACCACCACUAUACUGGCUCCGAGCUGGCUGCUCGUAUCCUCCUGGACUUCACCCGUGCUCUUCCUCAUUUCAUCAAGGUUUUGCCCACAGACUACAAGCGUGUCCUCGAGGAAGAAGCUGCAAAGGCGGCCGCUGCGAAGAAGGCUGAGACCACCAUUCCUCAGCUGCCUAGCACUCCUGUUGAGAAGCACAAGCCCAAGGCUGAAGGUGAUGCCAAGAAGGCUGAGCUUCUGGACAUCGAAGACAGUGUCACCGACUCCAAGGUCGAGAAGAAGAGAACCGCCCUCAUCCUUGACAAGACCCGUGGUUUCAUGAAGUACAACCGCCGUAGCGAGAAGUACCGCAACCCAGCCACCCGUACCCGUGACUGGGCGGAACUGUCUUCUCGUCUAACCGAGGACGAGCUCAAGUACCAGUCUGCUCGUUGCAUGGACUGUGGUGUUCCCUUCUGCCAGUCCGACACCGGUUGCCCGAUCUCUAACAUCAUUCCUAAAUGGAACGAAUUGGUGUUCGCAAAUCAGUGGCAGGAUGCCCUCAACCGCCUGCUCAUGACCAACAACUUCCCCGAGUUCACUGGUCGUGUGUGCCCUGCGCCUUGCGAAGGUGCAUGUGUGUUGGGCAUUAACGAAGACCCCGUUGGUAUCAAGUCUAUCGAGUGUGCGAUCAUUGACCGUGGUUUCGAGAUGGGUUGGAUGGUCCCUCGUCCUCCUGCUGUCCGUAGCGGCAAGACUAUUGCUAUCAUCGGAUCUGGUCCCGCCGGUCUUGCGGCUGCAGAUCAACUCAACCGCGCUGGACACAGUGUCACUGUUUAUGAGCGUGCCGACCGUGUUGGUGGUCUGCUCAUGUACGGUAUCCCCAACAUGAAGCUUGACAAAAAGGUCGUUCAGCGCCGUGUCGACCUGAUGGCCGCCGAGGGUAUCAAGUUCGUCACUGGUGUGUCCGUUGGACCGGACAGCGAUGUCUCUUUGGACUCUCUUCGCAAGAUCAAUGAUGCUGUGAUUAUUGCCACCGGUGCUACUGUCGCCCGUGACCUCAAGGUUCCUGGCCGUGAACUCGAGGGUAUUCACUUCGCCAUGCAGUUCUUGCACAAGAAUACCAAGUCUCUUCUUGACUCCGAGCUGGCCGACGGUUCUUACAUCUCUGCCAAGGACAAGCAUGUCGUCGUCAUUGGUGGCGGUGAUACGGGUAACGACUGUAUUGGUACCUCUGUUCGUCACGGUGCCAAGUCUGUUGUCAACUUCGAGCUCCUGCCUCAGCCUCCUCCUGAGCGUGCCCGUGACAACCCCUGGCCUCAGUGGCCCCGUAUCUACCGUGUCGACUACGGUCACUCCGAGGUCAAGACCCACAUGGGCAAGGACCCCCGUGAGUACUGCAUCAUGUCCAAAGAAUUCGUGGACGACGGUAGCGGACGCGUGAAGGGUAUCAACACUGUCCGUGUUGAAUGGACCAAGAGCGCCACUGGUGGAUGGGACAUGAAGACCGUUGAGGGCAGCGAGCAGUUUUUCCCUGCUGACCUUGUCCUUCUCUCCAUGGGCUUCCUUGGCCCUGAGGACCGUCUUCUGGGCGACGAAAUCGAGCGUGACGCCCGCAAGAACGUCAAGACCAGCCCUGGCCACUACGGCACCAACGUUCCCGGCGUGUACGCUGCGGGUGACUGCCGCCGCGGACAGUCUCUCAUUGUCUGGGGUAUCAACGAAGGUCGCCAGUGCGCUCGCGAGGUCGACACCUUCCUCUCCGGCAUCAGCUCCCAACUUCCUGUGACUGGUGGUAUUAUCCGCCGACCUGCCAUUGAUGCUGUCCGCCAGGCCACCGAGACUGUGACCAUUGCCGCAUAA
This is a messenger RNA of Aspergillus mulundensis, 6381 nucleotides long. Its product is annotated as glutamate synthase (NADH). NCBI's taxonomy places the organism in Eukaryota, Fungi, Ascomycota, Eurotiomycetes, Eurotiales, Aspergillaceae. The transcript has 6 exons. The record is from RefSeq and is a predicted model, not a curated record. Bases 1 to 6381 code for a protein of 2126 amino acids. Gene Ontology annotation, molecular function: glutamate synthase (NADH) activity; iron-sulfur cluster binding; flavin adenine dinucleotide binding.